UAUUCGUGACGUUGAAGCUGAUAACAUUUCAAAAAGUAAAUAAAUAACACCGACCAUUACAAUUAAAACAAUAUUAGUUUUUGUUAAGCGUGUUGAAAACAGGUGAUCCGUGAGUCAUCCCCUCGGCGUGUUCUAUGAUGUUCUGUUGGCCGUGGGCUAGUACGGUUUGAAAUCAAAGAAAAUCGACUGGAAGCAUAAAAAUAAAAUAACACCAGAACCCGGUAGAAGUUCGAUGGCGUUCAACGUGGACACUCCGUUCUCCGUGAUAGCCGAUUGGUCUUGGAACGAAGCGUGUAAAUAUGCUAGAGAAGCUGCGGUGUUCUUGGACGAAUACGCUGCUGAGUCUCUUCACUGGCAUGGUGGUUGCAUACUUCUUUAUCGAGCUGGUGCCAAAAGUGUCAAAGAAUUGUCUUCGUUCGAGAGUGGUCAUCCAAAAGAUCGUAGAUGUUUGUUGAUUGUUGGAAAACCAGUCGAUGAAUCGACUGUUACAAUUGUUAGAGAUGUUUUGAACAACAGUAAUUUCAAGUAUUGCCGCUUUAUAGCUGGGUGUGGGUUUGAAUCUUAUGAUAUUGAAAAGUUAGAAAAUGAACUAUGCAAAACCGUUUCAUCCAAAUACGAGGAUGGAACUGUGGAUGUAAUGGAUAUACCAAUUUCAUUGACUUGCUUAUCUCCUACAUUAUUUUUAAUUCCUCAUCUUCAAGAUAUUCCUAUACUUAUAGAGAAUAACUAUCAAAAUUAUGUAUCAAAAAUUUCGGCCACUUUAAAUAACAUAUUUGACCAUUUGAAUGUAAGACAUGACAUUUAUUCCAUUGGACCUUUAAGUGAAGCUGUAUCUCAUCAUUUUUCUAAAAUUCAGAAAUCAGUAAAUUCAGAUUUGAGUCGUGUUAAUGUAAUACUUAUUGAUAGAAUAAUUGAUAUGUAUGCUGUUACUGAUUUUGCAUCUAGCUGUCUGUUAGACAAAAUGAGCAUGUUAUUGAAUAGAUUCCCCAAAACAUGUUCAGAUAUUGCAGUCACUACUGAACCUUUGAUAAAAGACUCAAAGUACAAGGAAGUCAAUGAUCAAUUAGAAGUACCAAUGUGUUUGGCUCCAACCUUGAAGCCUACUCCAGUAGUUGAAUGGUUACUAACUAAAAAUGAAAAAAAUGUAUUGGCAAACAUACGAACAGUAUUAACUGAAAAAUGUUCAGGACCCGUUCGAAAAACUAUAUCCAGAAUUACACCACAACUCUUUGAAACCAUUUUAUCUGACGAAAAGUUUAAUAACAAAGAAAAUAUUGAUUUAAAACAACAAGUGUUAUGUAUAUGUGCUGCUUUGAAAUCCUCAAAUCUCUCAAAAAUUGAACUUGCUCAAAAUAUUGGUAAACUAUUAUUACAAAAUAUUUCAUUGGAAAGUGACAUUGACAUUUUGACACAAGUUGGUCAAUUAUUUAAAACAAGAAAAGAUAGAAAGCUAUCACUCGAAAUCCUCUUGUGUAUUUUAAUUCAACUGUACUCAGUUGUCGAAGAAGAUUUUCAAAUAUCAGAUGAACAUCAGAUAAAUUUAGAAAAUAUGCUUGGUGAAGCUUUUUAUGAUGACUUAAAAUAUUUACCUGAAUAUAUUAUUAAAGAUUUUAUAGGAGUCAAUUCAAUUACGCCACUAGCAUGCCAACAAGCUGCUGAAAAUUUUAUCUUUAUUUUAAAUCAAAUCAAGUCAUCAAGACAGAAUUUUGUUCAGUACAGAAAACUAUUUGUAAAAGAAAACACUUAUGCACCAGCGAGCUACAGUUCUUUUGUCAAACAACUGAUGGAUGAUGUGUGUAGUCCAAUGCGACCGAAUUUACCAGUUUUAAAAACCAAGUCCGAUGGCCUUACAGAUUUCAUUAAAAUAGGCUUCAAUAAAAUUAUUAACACAGUCAACAAACAUCCACUGGAUUGUGAUCAUCUCAUUGUGUUCAUCAUUGGUGGUAUAAGUGGACAUGAAGUGCAUUCUAUUUGUGAAGCAACAAAAAACUGCGGCAUCAGAGUUAGCAUAGGAUCUACAAGAAUGUUAUCGCCAUAUGAGGCAUUGCACUCAUUGUUCAAACGAAUGUAGUCAAUUAUAAAAAUUC
Sipha flava (yellow sugarcane aphid) is the source of this 2087-nucleotide messenger RNA. RefSeq names its product sec1 family domain-containing protein 2-like. NCBI's taxonomy places the organism in Eukaryota, Metazoa, Arthropoda, Insecta, Hemiptera, Aphididae. Bases 233 to 2071 code for a protein of 612 amino acids. The record is from RefSeq and is a predicted model, not a curated record. Gene Ontology annotation, biological process: vesicle-mediated transport; intracellular protein transport. The transcript has 12 exons.